This is a messenger RNA of Lucilia sericata (common green bottle fly), 4073 nucleotides long. RefSeq names its product alpha-catulin (gene alpha-Catr). NCBI's taxonomy places the organism in Eukaryota, Metazoa, Arthropoda, Insecta, Diptera, Calliphoridae. The record is from RefSeq and is a predicted model, not a curated record. Gene Ontology annotation, molecular function: cadherin binding; actin filament binding. The transcript is spliced from 7 exons. Gene Ontology annotation, biological process: cell adhesion; Rho protein signal transduction. Bases 315 to 2729 code for a protein of 804 amino acids.
GAGCAUCUACACAACUUGUGAAGAAAAUAAAAUAAAUAAAUUUCCACAAAUUGUUUAUGUAUUUAUUUAUACAUAAACAUACAAAUUGUUAUAAAUUAACCAUUUAAUAAUUGUGCAAAAUAUUCAAAACGUUACUGACAUUAAUUUGUGUUCGGAAAUUAGAAACUACUAGGUGAUCAGCAGAUCCUAUUGAAUCUACUAAUUAUGAGAAAAAGUAUUUUAAAAUCAGAGCAAAAUAAAUAGGAUAUAAUUAAAGGUUUAGCGCCUAAACACACACGACACACGGAAGAUCGUGACAAUAAACGAAAGUAACAAUGAUAUCUGCAAAUAAUUUGGAGCCGUUAACACCGCAACGGCACUUGGACAUGAGUAGUGAACAGAAACUAGUGACUUGUAAACGUGUAGGACAGGCCAUAAAUAUGGCUGUCGAUCGUUUAGUGACAAUAGGAGAAAUUAUAGCUGAAGGAUUUCAGGAUAUCAAGGCUGAUAUGUUUGACUGUUGCAAAGAUGCUAGAGAUACUGGUAAAUCGAUUGAACAAUUAUGUAUGUCUGGAGAUUUGAUUAAUGAGGCUAGCAGUUUGGCCGUGGGUAUACCCAAAACUUUUGUUGAUCAUACUGCCAUAAUAUUGGCUUCACGCUCUUUACUAACCUCUAUAACUAGAGUCCUGUUGUUGGUUGAUAUUAUUGUCGUUAAACAACUAUUUACCUUUAAAUAUAAAGACAGUAAAUGUCCCCAGAAUCUGGAAUGUGUUAUGAACUUUACGAAAUUUGUGCAAGCUUUUUCGGCUUUUGGUACAGAAAUGGUAGAAAUGACAUGUUUGACUUCAAACGUUGCCAACAACAGCUUAAAAGAAGAAAGAAGACGUUCAGAAAUUCUCUCAGCCCGCCAGGUUUUGGAUCAUUCUGUAAAGGUAUUGAUAACUUCAUCAAAAGUUUGCAUGAUCCAUUAUAAUUGUGUUAUAGCAAGAGAAAAUCGCAAUACAGUAUUUUGUCAAAUACGACGUGGCAUGGAUCACAUACAUUUUAUAAUCAAGGAUGCAAUUCUAGAGUCGGAAUGGCAUUCCUCGAAGCAACACUACUCCUAUUACAACAACGACGAGCGUGGCACCAUACAUGCAACCAUACAACACUUUACCUAUCUAAUGCAAUGCUGUCGCUAUAAAACGAAACACAGUGAUCCCUAUCUAAAUGCCAAACUUAAUCACAGUGUCUAUAGAAAAAAGUCGGUCGAAAAGCGUUGGGCAAUUGACAAUAAAAGCAAAAAAUUAUACGACUCUGGUGGUCUACCCGAGGGUGAACGUUUGUUAAAUGAAUGCUAUGGCCUAGAUCAUUAUUCCACCAGCAGUAGCAGCAAUAGUCCUAAGUACAAGACAAUCAGUCCAGAUUGCGUGUGCGGUGAUCUGAUUGAAAAGAUCUUGAUAUCCUUCGAUCGGAUAUUGGAAAACAUACAUGAUUUCACAGAUUCUCCCUAUACCAGCCAUGAAAUGCGUGAAAACAUUUUAAUAUAUUGUGAUCACUGUACCAGAGAACUAAAUAAGUACCUAAGAAAUGUUGUUGCCAAACAAGGAGAACAGCAACAAUAUUCCAAAGAUCAUUUUCAAGAUGAAUACAUUGACACUGUGCUAGCUACCGUGAAAACACUUUCAGAACAAUUAAUAAAUUCGGCCAUUGAACAAUCGCGUGAAAUGUUCAAGGCUCUGAAAGUGUCUACGGAACUCGUCAACAACCUUAAUGUGGCCAUUUCUCAGCAAAAUUUGCCGCAUUUUACACAACAAGUUAAUGAAUUUCAUGAACAUUGUGAUCAUAUUUUAGAAGUAUGUAAGCUACUACGACAUAUAGCUGUCCAGGAUGCUUUAAAAGAGCAGGCUAGUCACGUUUCGAUUAAUCUAAGAAUCUAUGGACCGCAAGUGAUAUUAGCUGCCAAAAUCCUAACAAAAUUUCCUUUAAGCAAUGUGGCUAGUGAAAACUUUGAUGCCUUUGUAGAAAUGUGGACUUGGCUGGUAUCUGAGGUUACAUUGGUAUCGAAAAAGAUAUUAGAGUCAACGACCGAUAUAAACGAUCAUGAUUUGAAAUAUUUAUCCAUGGGAACGAAUGUUGCCGCUGAAGUUAAACCAACUAAAACAGUAAAUUUUCAAAAUGAUUUACCUGAAAGUGGUAAAGAGUUGGAUUUGGAAACUGAAACUGUUAGGAAAGACUUACAGCCACGUUGGAAUGAAGAGUUAUGUGAUAAUGAUAUAAUAAAGAGAGCUAAAAACUUAUCGGCCAUGGCGUUUUUAAUGUAUCAGUUUACAAAAGGCAAUGGUUCCCUAAAAACUACACAAGAUCUGUUUACUCAAGCAGAAUAUUUCGCUGAGGAAGCAAAUCGUUUAUAUAAGAUUUUGAGACAAUUUUCUUAUCAGGUUCCUGCAAGUGCACACAAAAAGGAUCUAUUAAACGUUUUAGAUCGUGUGCCGACAUUUGUACAAUCACUACAAUUCACUGUUAAGGACCAUACCGUAGGUCCAUCAGCUACCUAUGUGAAAGUAGAUCAUGUUAUCAGGGAAACCAAAAAUUUAAUGUGCGUUAUCAAUAGUGUUGUGACAAAGUGCCUAGAAUGUGCUACCAAGUACAACUUGGACUUUAAUAGUGUUGCCGGAGGCAUAACGGCUGGUUCUAUGGGUGCCGAUGAUUGUGGCGGUGGAGCCAUGGAUUCAAAGGGUACCAGCAAUAGCACCGAAGGAAGCAUGUGACAUUACGGGAUGGCUCGAAGAGCCAAAGGUGACACGCGUCGAACUCGUGUUUCAUUUUUACUUUUCUGAUUGUUAUUCAUCGAAAGUCUAGUUGUUAUAUUUCUGAAAACAUUUAAAAUUCCUGUAUGCUAUUUAUCGGUGGAUUUAAACGUAAUGUACUUCGUUUAGUGACAAAACUUAAAACUCUGUGGUUUACUUAUAAGGAACCACAAGACAUAUACAUACAUAUUUACAUUCUUACAUAUGUUGUACAUUAGGAGUAUGAACCAUUUUUUCAGGGAUAGUACCAAAGGAUUUUUAAAAUGUUUAAAAUAAGUAUUUAAAUAUAUUUUAGAGUAUAUAGCCGACAUGGUUAACAUCCUCUUUGAUACAAAGUUACCAUUACAUAUUUGUAAAUUCGAUUCUAGUAGAAUCCAUUAGCAAUAACUUUUUUAGAGAACUCUUUUGUAAACCGCACAAAAGUAAUUUCAUUUAUUAUUAAAUGCCAGUUUUCAUUUGUUUAAUAAAGCAAAACUUAUUAAAGGUCAAUCCCUAAUGUACAUUCAUAAAAAUCAAUCGUUGUAAAAAAAAACAGAAUUUUUUUCUUUUUCAAAUUACCUAUCUAAGUAAGAUUAAUGUUUGUUUACAUACACAUACUAAAUGUAUUUCUUAAUCUGUAUAAAAAAAGAACAUAAACAAAAAUGUAUGAAUGAGUAUAAUAAUAAUUAAUAUAAAAAUUUCUUAAUUUAUUAGAAAUUAUAAUUUUCAAUUUGUGGAACGUAGAGCUUAACAAUAUUACCUCAAUGGUUGUUUAUAAUUGUAGUCCUGAGUACAACAUUAAAGUAAUAAUUAUAAAAUAUAUAAAAUAUUAUUAAUAAUAUUAAUAAUCACGAUAUUAAGUUUAUAUUUAAUAAUUCAAAUAAUAAAUAAAAAUAUUGAGAGAAAUAGACGGUUAAAUUCGAACAGUAUAGUUAAAAUAUGUAUGUAUGUACUAUAACAGUGUAGUAUGUAUGUGACCUGAAGGUGCAUAAAAAUAAGAUGAAACUAAUAUUAAAAUUUUUUAUUCAAUUAUUUCCUUUACUCUUUCUUAUACAUUUAAACUCGUUUUUUUAAUUUAUUCUUUGUCCAUUUUUUUCUUUAUUAUGAAUUUUAAACAUAUUUUUCUAGAUAAAAAACUUAUUAAUAUUAAAAUAAGAUUUGAAAUCCUUGUAGUAUUUACUGUGCAUGUCUUCUUAGAAAUCGAGCUAAAGUUUUUUCCCCAAUUGCAAAUUAACAAUCUAUAAACAAAAAUCAUAUUUAAAUAUAAUUGCUUUAGUAUUUAUCUUUGAAUUUCAAAUUUAUUAUGUGAAUUAAAUGAUUUUAAAA